Epinephelus moara (kelp grouper) is the source of this 1926-nucleotide messenger RNA. RefSeq names its product natural killer cells antigen CD94-like. NCBI's taxonomy places the organism in Eukaryota, Metazoa, Chordata, Actinopteri, Perciformes, Serranidae. The record is from RefSeq and is a predicted model, not a curated record. Bases 1109 to 1834 code for a protein of 241 amino acids. The transcript is spliced from 6 exons.
UCAAAAGCAGAUUAAAACAGAAUCUGAUAAGCUAUUAAGUUUUUAGCUGUGAUCUUUAAUUUUGCAUGUUGUGUGAUAUGCAAUAUUCAUUUGAAAUAACAUUUGUAUUUUUUUCCAACAUUUUCAGAAGAUUUCGUCAGAAUUCUAUGGACGCAGAUUCUGUGUGGGCCUGCUCACUAGUUCACCAGGGAGUAAAAGGCUUUGAAGCACACUUAAUGUGUUAGUCGUAGCUUUGAUCUUUACUUUGAUUUCUGAUCGUGGAUCCAUGCACUGCUAACUAUGCAGGAUCACAAAAACUGUCAAAUGAAUGGGUGAGCAGGGUGGCAUGCCAGGUACUCUGAGGGUACCUCAGACAGGCCUGUAAAACCAGUCUUUUAUCAUGGGGAUUGGUAAAUACACAGGAACACGGAGAUCCAGCAUUAGUGCUUAAAAUAAGACUCUGAAACAGAAAAUACAGUUUCUUACUGAUUUAUAAAGCUUCAUCAUGCUCAGCUCUGAUAUCUAUUUCUGCAUGUAGACAUAUCUGACAUUUUAGGACUCCAUUUCAUCUCAAGUUUAACAUCUGAUAAUUGAGAAUGAUGGCCAUGAGGAAGUGAUGGUAGUGAUGAUAAGAGAAUAUGUCACAUCCGUAGCAAGAACGCUUUAGUCAAAGUGUUACUUCAGGAUGCCAUGUUACGUAAACACCUUUCAGUGCUCGAGCAUACUUUACAAACCACAGAUAAAAUCUCACCUUUAAAAAAGUUAAUCAGCUUUUUUACAUGUGUAUCCAUAAAAAACAGUUUCAUGAGCUCAAAGAAAGAUUGAAAAAAUACUAUCACAAAAUUAGUUAAGAGGUUUUAACUGCAAGGUGCUGAAAAUGUGUGUCUGUGUGUGUGUGUGUGUGUGUGUGUGUGUGUGUGUGUGUGUGUGUGUGUCUGAUGUCCCGCUACCACUUCCUUAGUGCUUUCUAAAGAACAGAGAGACAGAUGCAGAUAAGAGAGACAGCAGCAUCAGAAUAGAGCACAGCAUUGUAUCUGUUAUUUAGAAAUACAAGCAGUAAAUUGUGACUGUUGUUAAGUUACAGAGGGUUUUUUUUAGGUGUCUUCCAACAUUUGACCCAAAUUUCACCAUGAACGUGAGAUACAGCAGAGGAGCAAGAGAGGACAGAGGAGACAGAGUGGAGAGACUGGACGACUACGAGAAUGUGGACCCUUUUACAGACCAUCAUGUUGAUGUUUCAACACAAGAUGGAGGAGCACACACUCCAAAGCAUCUCCCAGCUGUCCAAAGAAACCCUUUAAGAAGUGCGGUUGUGGGUCCCCUGCUGGUGGCUGGAUGCAUCAUCCUGUUCAAACUCUAUUGUUCAGUCAGUUUGGAAAACAACCGGCUGCAGAGCCGUUAUGAGGAGCUGCAGAGCAGUUACAACAACCUGAGUUACAGUUUCUGCCAGACACAGGGGAGAGAAAGCCAGACACAGGGGGACAUUACAGAAUGGGAGAGAUUUCGAUGCAGUUGUUACUACAAAUCUACUGAGAGGAAAACCUGGACAGAGAGCAGGAGAGACUGUCAGGAGAGAGGAGCAGAUCUGGUGAUAAUAAACAACAAAGAAGAACAUGAAUUUGUCAGUAAACAUGGAGAUUCCUGGAUCGGUCUGCAGUCAGUGACAAAAAGCGACUGGAAGGACGGAUGGGAAUGGGUGGAUGAAUCAGUAACACAAUAUAGGGCCUGGCACCAAGGAGUCGAUGUUCAACCUAAGGAUGGCACUGGGUUGACAGCAUACAUUGAUCUGGAAGGAGCAUGGAGGCAUAACAAGACUGGAUCCAAACAAUGGAUCUGUGAGAGACAGAUCUAUUGAGUCUAACAUGUGUGUCAUGUAACUGUGAUGUAAUGGGCUAUGCAAUAGUUCUUACUGCCCUUCCUAAAAAAUACAUAAUAAAGGCCAUCAUG